Syngnathoides biaculeatus (alligator pipefish) is the source of this 2115-nucleotide messenger RNA. It is a transcript of the gene oxct1a, whose product is annotated as 3-oxoacid CoA transferase 1a. Gene Ontology annotation, molecular function: succinyl-CoA:3-oxo-acid CoA-transferase activity. Gene Ontology annotation, biological process: ketone body catabolic process. The transcript is spliced from 17 exons. Bases 209 to 1783 code for a protein of 524 amino acids. Lineage: Eukaryota; Metazoa; Chordata; Actinopteri; Syngnathiformes; Syngnathidae. Gene Ontology annotation, cellular component: mitochondrion. The record is from RefSeq and is a predicted model, not a curated record.
CACAUCGGGGACACGCUUGAUUUCGAAUACCGCGAAUGCAUCACUUUCCCGGGCUAAAAUUGAGACGGCAGCCAAUGUGACGGCCGCGUUGACUUUACGCUUGGCACUAAGCUAACGCUAUUAGCCAAUAGCUGAGUGCUAACAGCGAGUGCCUUUUGUUUGUACGCAUCUUGUCCUGUCCUCUUUCGUCCGGUGUGUCCGUCUUAAAAUGGCAUUCAAAGCCUUGUGUCGAGCGGACGCCUUUAAAUACCUCAUUGGUCCGUGCAGAACCACGUUGGACUUCGAUAAGGGUCCUUUGAGCAAGGCAUGUAGUUGCUACUUUUCGACAUCCAGCCAGAGAAAUUCACAGUUCUACUCCAGUCCUGCGGAGGCAGUCAAAGACAUCCCAGAUGGGGCGACCAUACUGGUUGGAGGCUUUGGAUUAUGCGGCAUCCCGGAGAAUCUCAUCAACAGUUUACUAAAGACGGGCGUGAAGGGUCUCACGGCAGUCAGCAAUAAUGCUGGUGUUGAUAACUUUGGCCUCGGCAUGCUUCUUCAGACCAAGCAAAUCAAAAGGAUGAUCUCCUCGUACGUUGGGGAGAAUGCGGAGUUUGAGCGACAGUAUCUUUCUGGGGAGUUGGAGGUGGAACUCACUCCACAGGGCACCUUAGCGGAGAGAAUCCGAGCAGGCGGCGCAGGGAUUCCUGCCUUUUUCACAGCAACUGGCUACGGCACACUGAUUCAGCAGGGAGGCUCUCCUAUCAAGUACAACAAGGAUGGAAGCAUCGCCAUUGCGAGUGAACAAAGAGAGGUACAGGAGUUUAAUGGCAGACACUACAUCAUGGAGAAGGCCAUCACUGGAGACUUCGCUCUGAUCAAGGCAUGGAAAGCUGACAGGGCUGGAAACGUUGUGUUCAGGAAAACCGCUCGAAACUUCAACCAGCCGAUGUGCAAGGCAGCCAAAAUCACCAUAGUUGAGGUUGAGGAGGUUGUGGAUGUCGGUACGUUUGCCGCAGAGGAUAUCCAUAUCCCCAGCAUCUUCGUCCACAGGGUUGUCCACGGAGGCAGCUAUGAAAAAAGGAUUGAGAAACGCACAGUAAAGAAAAAACAAGAGGAGAAGCCCAAACCGAAGAAGGAUUCUGAUAUCGUCCGGGAAAGGAUCAUUCGUCGUGCAGCUUUGGAAUUUGAAGAUGGGAUGUAUGCUAACCUCGGCAUUGGCAUCCCCAUGUUGGCAAGCAAUUUCAUCAAACCGGACAUCACUGUGCAUCUACAAAGUGAAAAUGGAAUUUUGGGACUGGGCCCGUACCCCACUGAUGGUGAAGUAGAUGCGGACCUCAUUAAUGCAGGCAAGGAGACGGUCACAGUGCUUCCUGGAGCUGCCUAUUUCUCCAGCGAUGAGUCCUUUGCCAUGAUUCGAGGGGGCCACAUCAACCUGACAAUGCUCGGAGCCAUGCAAGUGUCAAAGUACGGAGACCUCGCCAACUGGAUGAUCCCAGGUAAGAUGGUGAAGGGAAUGGGUGGAGCCAUGGAUUUAGUAGCCAGCGCCGGAACCAAGGUGGUGGUCACCAUGGAGCACUCGGCAAAGGGAGGUAAACACAAGAUAUUGGACAAGUGCCUUCUGCCUCUGACAGGGAAGCAAUGUGUGGACCGGAUCAUCACAGAGAAGGCCGUGUUUGAUGUGGAUAAGGCUAAAGGGCUGACUCUGGUUGAAGUGUGGGAGGGGAUCACUCCAGACGACAUCAAGGGGUGCACCGGUACAGACUUUGAGGUGUCCCCCAAUCUGAGGCCCAUGCAGCAAAUCUAGAAGUGGAUCGGUUUUGUGUUGUAAUAUCCUCAAGACAGGUCAAAGUGCUUUUGAAGUGAUUCUUGAUAAGCUGCCUCGUGUAAUCAGCGGCCGUAGUCAUUAAAAUAGGAGGCCACUACUGUAAGUUAUUAAUUUAACAGUGGCUUCUAAACAUAAUUCCUCCAAAAGUUACCGUCCUGCUUGAACUCUGUUGCUAACCAAAACAGCAGCACCUUAUAUUCCUGAUCCAUUAACCAAAAACUUUGUGCACGUCCAUGUUUUUGGUUUAAAAGGGCUUUUUGGCUGUUUCAGUUCUUGCUAUUCUUCCGCCUUUCUCCCUAAUAAACUCUUUU